GUGCGCCGCAUUGUCAUUGCAGAAUACUACAAAAUUAAAUAAGUUUAUGGCCAGCCAGCAGCCAAAGCGGUAUCUUGAAUGCAGGGUAUGUCAGUAAUCUACAAGUAUGUAGAACGUACAGUGUAAUCCUUCCAAAUUCCUCUGUACCGUGGCAUACGCCUAAUGAUUAACGGCCGUCAGACCACUCCCUCCUCUCACCAUUACUUCCACCAUGUCUUCCACCAACGGCCGCAAGGGGGGGUAUCACGCACUCGUCCGACAUUCCCUUCCCUCUUCCAUGAGUUCCCACCCGUUCCGGCACGUCAAGACCGCACAUCUCCCCUGUGCGCACUCGACCUCCUCAGCCCCGGGUAGAGCGGAACAGUCCACUCCGGGCUCUUCGCCAAUAUCCAAAGGCAUUGGACACCCGCCACCUGCGCAUCUGUUUGGAUUGAACAGGACGCUAACGCAUUCCCAGCCUUGCAUUCGGAAGCCUGUGCUUGGGGCUGAGCAUGCCAUCUGCCCGUGCGAGCAUGAGGGAGGGUCGAAGGACGGCAGUUGGGGUGAUUGUGGUGAUUGGAUGUUGAGUGCUACCGGGUGCAAUGCGUGGAGAGAGGGGGAAGGCGGCGACUUGAAAGAUGAGGAGUGUGG
Dacryopinax primogenitus is the source of this 630-nucleotide messenger RNA. RefSeq lists its product as uncharacterized. The annotation marks the transcript as partial. NCBI's taxonomy places the organism in Eukaryota, Fungi, Basidiomycota, Dacrymycetes, Dacrymycetales, Dacrymycetaceae. The record is from RefSeq and is a predicted model, not a curated record. The transcript is spliced from 3 exons.